This is a messenger RNA of Knipowitschia caucasica, 11133 nucleotides long. Lineage: Eukaryota; Metazoa; Chordata; Actinopteri; Gobiiformes; Gobiidae. The record is from the annotation of a GenBank genome assembly.
AUGACAAAGUGCCUCGUGUCUGCACAGUUUGUACAGCGGCACCCAGUUAACCACUGGGUGCAGAGUACCAAGCCAUCCCGUGUGAAGCCCCGCCCUCCAGUUUGUCUCGGGGCCAGGUCAACCCUUAGCCCCGUGCCCCCCUCCCCCUCUGGAGUCAGGAUGGCCCACACCGGAGCCCCUCGCCUCCCCCUGCCCGCCCUGCUGCCCGUCAUCACACUGCUGCUAUCACUGCUGCUCACCAGCUCCCAGGCCUUAUCAGCACCUCGCUUCACUAAAGUUCCUGUGGACCAGAUCGGGGUCUCGGGGGGCGUGGUCUCCUUCGUGUGCCAAGCCACGGGCGACCCCAAGCCCAGGGUGAGCUGGAACAAGAAGGGCAAGAAGGUCAACUCCCAGCGCAUUGAGACAAUAGAGUUUGAUGAAGGAGCCGGUGCCGUGUUGAGAAUCCAGCCUCUCCGAGCGCCACGCGAUGAGAACAUCUACGAAUGUGUGGCUGAGAACAGCGAGGGCGAAAUCACUGUUAACGCCAAGCUGUCCAUCAUCCGAGAGGACCUGCUGCCUCAAGGGUUCCCCAACAUCGACAUGGGACCUCAGCUCAAAGUAGUGGAGCGAACCCGCACGGCCACCAUGCUCUGUGCGGCCAGCGGCAACCCUGACCCCGAGAUCACGUGGUACAAGGACUUCCUGCCCAUUGACCCUAGCGCCAGUAAUGGGCGAAUCAAACAGCUACGUUCAGGUGCUUUGCAGAUUGAAAACAGCGAGGAGACAGACCAGGGGAAGUACGAGUGCGUGGCUUCUAAUGUGGAAGGCGUGCGCUACUCGUCCCCUGCCAACCUUUAUGUGCGAGUCCGCCGGGUGCCGCCUCGUUUCUCCAUCCCACCCACCAGUCAGGAGAUUAUGCCUGGUGGCAGUGUGAACAUUACGUGCGUGGCAGUGGGAUCACCCAUGCCGUACGUCAAAUGGAUGCUUAACUCUGAGGACCUGACUCCGGAGGACGAGAUGCCUGUGGGCAGGAACGUUCUGGAACUGAGCAGUGUCCGAGAGUCAGCCAACUACACCUGUGUGGCCAUGAGCAGCCUGGGCAUCAUCGAGGCUGUGGCGCAGAUCACGGUCAAAUCUCUACCCAAGCCCCCAGGUACGCCCGUCGUCACCGAAACCACUGCCACCAGCGUCACCAUCACCUGGGACUCGGGAAACCCUGAUCCCGUCGCUUACUACAUAAUCCAGUACCGCGCCAAGUCCCCGGACAGCAAGUACGAGACGGUGGACGACAUCACCACCACGCGCUACAGCAUCGGCGGCCUCUAUCCCAACACUGAAUACGAGAUCCGGGUCUCCGCCGUCAACACCAUCGGCCAAGGUCCCCCCAGCGAGCCCGUAGAGACCAGGACGGGAGAGCAGGCCCCGGCCAGCCCGCCAAGGAACAUACAAGCUCAGAUUAUAUCCCAGAACACAAUGAUGGUUCGCUGGGAGGAGCCGGAGGAGCCGAACGGUCAAAUCAAAGGCUACAGAGUGUACUACACCAUGGAUGACUCGCAGCUCAUUCACCUGUGGCAGAUCCACAAUGUGCAGGACAGCAUCAUCACCACCAUACAGAGCCUGGUCCCCCAAGAGACAUACACCAUCAAAGUGCAGGCCUUUACCUCCGUCGGGGAUGGUCCCUUCUCAGAGCCCAUACACGUCAAAGUUCUACAAGGAGUCCCUGGUCAGCCGUCCAAGUUCCAGGUUGGUGCCGUGUCUGACACCAGCGUUGAACUGACCUGGGAACCAGCGUACGAGAAAGAAGGAAUCAUCAGCUACAAACUGCACUACAGAGAAGGAGGCACUGGAUCUCAGAUGGUGAAAACCUUUGGACCCACGUCUUCAUACGUCGUGGAAGGUCUUCGGGCCAACACAGACUACCACUUCUCCUUGGCAGCCAUCUCUAACAAAGGCAUUGGAGCUUUUACCAAUGACAUUACCCAGAAGACCUUGCAAGCCAAACCUUCUGCCCCCCCCCAAGACAUUAAGUGCAGCAGCUCCAGCUCCACCACGCUGCUGGUAAGUUGGCGCCCACCACCGGAGAAGAGUCAGAACGGGGAGUUGGCGGGAUAUAAGGUGCGCUACCAGGUGGUGGGCGGGGCCGAGGGCGGGGCUGCUGAGGACGGCGAGGUGCUGGAGGAAGCCCCUGUGUCUGCGGCCCAGGAGCAGGUCCUGCUGCAGCGACUGGACAAGUGGACCCAGUACAGCCUCAGCGUGGCGGCACUCACUGCGGUGGGGGCCGGGCCGGAGAGCGAGCCGCUGAUCUGCCGGACCGAUGAAGACGUUCCUGGAGCUCCUCCGAGGCGAGUUGAAGUGGAAGUCCUGAACUCCACUGCGUUAAAAGUCAUGUGGCGUUCUCUGAUUCCUGGGAAACAGCACGGUCAGAUCCGAGGCUACCAGGUCCACUACGUGCGUGUGGAGAACGGAGAGUCCCGCGGUCUGCCACUCAUCAAGGACGUGAUGCUAGCAGACGCCCAGUGGGAAAUGGACGAUACGGCUGAAUAUGAAAUGGUGAUUGGAGGCCUCAAACCCGACACCACUUACUCCAUCACCGUGGCGGCCUACACCACCAAAGGCGACGGGGCACGCAGCAAACCCAAACUCGUGGUGACCAAAGGGGCCGUGCCAGGGCCGCCGUAUCUGUCAGUGGCACAGAAUUCAGAGACGUCUGCUGUGGUUCGCUGGGACCCUCCAGACCUGACCAAUGGAAUGGACAUACAAGGUUACCGACUCCAAUUUGGACGGAAAGAUGUUGUACCUCUCGCCACAUUAGAAUUUGCUUCUCAAGAGCGAGAGUACCUAGUUGGCAAAAUACACAGAGGAGCAGCCUACGUAUUUAAAAUCUCAGCAAAGAGCAGGGGGGGCUUCGGGGACGAGACCGUAGUGGAACUUAAUGUCCCAGAGAAUUCACCAGGAGGGUACCCCCACAUAAAUGAGGGCUCAAACGUGACAUGCUGCUCGGUUCAAGUGUCCUGGUCCCCUCCAGUGCUGGCGGAGAGGAACGGGAUCAUCACUGAGUACACCUUGGCCUACAAAGAGGCUGGAACUGGAGAAGCAGCGAUAGAACGUCAUCUCCCUCCCAACCUGUCCACCUAUGUGCUCAACAGUCUCAAACCCGACUCGACAUAUGACGUGAAAAUACGUGCACACACCAGUGUAGGUCCAGGGCCCUUCAGCCCUCCUAUGCAGUAUCGGACGAUGGCCUUUGAUUCAACAGAUGUCCCGAAGAAUUUCACUGUCAAGUGGGCAACAAAGACCACUGUGGUGCUUUCAUGGAAGUUUUCUAACAGCAGAUCUCCGUACAAGUGCACAAUUGAGUACAACCGCCAAAAAAUGGACGUGGAUGCCAGACAGAUGAGGGUCCUAGUAACUAGCCUCAGGCCCAACAGCACUUAUGAGUUCAGGGUCACCUGCCAGGAGAGCGUGGACGGGGGUCCGAGACAUCGUGUUGUGGCCCGGACGGCUCCGCUGCUCCUCAAGAAGCCCAAGCUGGACAUCUAUGCAGAGCCAGACAACAUGCUAACUAUGCUAUUCCCACCUGUGGAGAGCAAGGAUGUCAAAAUAUACUAUGUGGUUGUGGUCCCUUUGAAACGCACUUCAGGAACGGUCAAAAACCUGAAGAAUCCAGAUGAGAUGGACAUUGAAGAGCUGCUGCGGGAGGUGACCAUGAAGCGGCGGUCGCGGCGUCAGUUGGCCCAACUUGACCAGAAUAAGCCGUACAUCACAGCUUGUUUCAGACAGCUGCCCCCCAGCUUCACCGUGGGCUCGGACCACCGUCACAGCAGCUGCGAGAACAAGCCUCUGGAGCCAGCGCAGGAGUAUGUCUUCUUUCUGUUGGCUGAACUCAACGCCACGUCUGGGAAAAUUUUUGCCACGAGCCCUUACACUGACACAGUAAUGACGCCUGAGUCUCACCAUAAUCCGCUCCCGGUGGAGACUGGAGGAGACGGGCUGAUCUGGGUGGUGGGUCCAGUCCUGGCUGUGGUCUUCAUCAUCUGCAUCGUCAUCGCUAUUCUUCUGUACAAAAACCGUAAAAGAAAGGAAUCCGAACCUCGAACUAAAUGUCUGCUGAACAACGCAGACAUCGCCCCGCACCAUCCCACGGACCCGGUGGAAAUGAGACGCAUUAACUUCCAGACGCCAGACUUUGGUCUAAGCAGUCCACAAAGUGAUGCAGAGUUGAAUGGUGAAAGGAUGAUGAACCACCCUCCCAUCCCCAUCUCGGAGCUGGCUGAACACACGGAGCUGCUCAAAGCCAACGACAACCUCAAACUCUCGCAGGAAUAUGAGGUAUUCAGUAGAAGUCAAGCCGUUAGCAGCCGUUUCAGUCGUAGCGUCGGACCGGAUCAUCACAGUCCCCGCUCCCUCACCACAGACCCCGCUCCCUCAUCACAGCCCAUGUUCCCUCAUCACAGCCCCCGCUCCCUCAUCACAGCCCCCGCUCCCUCAUCACAGCCCCCGCUCCCUCAUCACAGACCCCGCUCCCUCACCACAGACCCCGCUCCCUCACCACAGACCCCGCUCCCUCAUCACAGACCCCGCUCCCUCAUCACAGCCCCCGCUCCCUCAUCACAGCCCCCGCUCCCUCAUCACAGCCCCCGCUCCCUCAUCACAGCCCCCGCUCCCUCAUCACAGACCCCGCUCCCUCAUCACAGCCCCCGCUCCCUCAUCACAGACCCCGCUCCCUCAUCACAGCCCCCGCUCCCUCAUCACAGACCCCGCUCCCUCAUCACAGCCCCCGCUCCCUCAUCACAGCCCCCGCUCCCUCACCACAGACCCCGCUCCCUCAUCACAGCCCAUGUUCCCUCAUCACAGCCCCCGCUCCCUCAUCACAGCCCAUGUUCCCUCAUCACAGCCCCCGCUCCCUCACCACAGACCCCGCUCCCUCAUCACAGACCCCGCUCCCUCAUCACAGACCCCGCUCCCUCAUCACAGCCCCCGCUCCCUCACCACAGACCCCGCUCCCUCAUCACAGACCCCGCUCCCUCACCACAGACCCCGCUCCCUCAUCACAGACCCCGCUCCCUCAUCACAGCCCCCGCUCCCUCACCACAGACCCCGCUCCCUCAUCACAGACCCCGCUCCCUCAUCACAGACCCCGCUCCCUCAUCACAGACCCCGCUCCCUCAUCACAGACCCCGCUCCCUCAUCACAGACCCCGCUCCCUCACCACAGACCCCGCUCCCUCAUCACAGCCCCCGCUCCCUCACCACAGACCCCGGUCCCUCAUCACAGACCCCGGUCCCUCAUCACAGACCCCGCUCCCUCACCACAGACCCCGCUCCCUCAUCACAGACCCCGCUCCCUCAUCACAGACCCCGCUCCCUCACCACAGACCCCGCUCCCUCAUCACAGCCCAUGUUCCCUCAUCACAGCCCCCGCUCCCUCACCACAGACCCCGCUCCCUCAUCACAGACCCCGCUCCCUCACCACAUACCCCGCUCCCUCAUCACAGACCCCGCUCCCUCAUCACAGCCCCCGCUCCCUCACCACAGACCCCGCUCCCUCAUCACAGACCCCGCUCCCUCAUCACAGCCCCCGCUCCCUCAUCACAGACCCCGCUCCCUCACCACAGACCCCGCUCCCUCAUCACAGCCCAUGUUCCCUCAUCACAGCCCCCGCUCCCUCACCACAGACCCCGCUCCCUCAUCACAGACCCCGCUCCCUCAUCACAGCCCCCGCUCCCUCAUCACAGCCCCCGCUCCCUCAUCACAGCCCCCGCUCCCUCAUCACAGACCCCGCUCCCUCACCACAGCCCCCGCUCCCUCAUCACAGCCCCGCUCCCUCAUCACAGACCCCGCUCCCUCACCACAGACCCCGCUCCCUCAUCACAGACCCCGCUCCCUCAUCACAGACCCCGCUCCCUCAUCACAGACCCCGCUCCCUCAUCACAGACCCCGCUCCCUCAUCACAGACCCCGCUCCCUCAUCACAGACCCCGCUCCCUCACCACAGACCCCGCUCCCUCAUCACAGCCCCCGCUCCCUCACCACAGACCCCGGUCCCUCAUCACAGACCCCGCUCCCUCACCACAGACCCCGCUCCCUCAUCACAGACCCCGCUCCCUCACCACAGACCCCGCUCCCUCAUCACAGCCCAUGUUCCCUCAUCACAGCCCCCGCUCCCUCACCACAGACCCCGCUCCCUCAUCACAGACCCCGCUCCCUCAUCACAGACCCCGCUCCCUCAUCACAGCCCCCGCUCCCUCACCACAGACCCCGCUCCCUCAUCACAGACCCCGGUCCCUCAUCACAGCCCCCGCUCCCUCAUCACAGACCCCGCUCCCUCACCACAGACCCCGCUCCCUCACCACAGCCCCCGCUCCCUCACCACAGACCCCGCUCCCUCAUCACAGACCCCGCUCCCUCAUCACAGCCCCCGCUCCCUCACCACAGACCCCGCUCCCUCAUCACAGCCCAUGUUCCCUCAUCACAGACCCCGCUCCCUCACCACAUACCCCGCUCCCUCAUCACAGACCCCGCUCCCUCAUCACAGCCCCCGCUCCCUCACCACAGACCCCGCUCCCUCAUCACAGACCCCGCUCCCUCACCACAGACCCCGCUCCCUCAUCACAGCCCCCGCUCCCUCACCACAGACCCCGUCCCUCAUCACAGACCCCGCUCCCUCACCACAGACCCCGCUCCCUCAUCACAGACCCCGCUCCCUCACCACAGACCCCGCUCCCUCAUCACAGCCCAUGUUCCCUCAUCACAGCCCCCGCUCCCUCACCACAGACCCCGCUCCCUCAUCACAGACCCCGCUCCCUCAUCACAGACCCCGCUCCCUCAUCACAGCCCCCGCUCCCUCACCACAGACCCCGCUCCCUCAUCACAGACCCCGCUCCCUCAUCACAGCCCCCGCUCCCUCAUCACAGACCCCGCUCCCUCACCACAGACCCCGCUCCCUCACCACAGCCCCCGCUCCCCUCACCACAGACCCCGCUCCCUCAUCACAGACCCCGCUCCCUCAUCACAGCCCCCGCUCCCUCACCACAGACCCCGCUCCCUCAUCACAGCCCAUACCCCGCUCCCUCAUCACAGCCCCCGCUCCCUCACCACAGACCCCGCUCCCUCAUCACAGACCCCGCUCCCUCAUCACAGCCCCGCUCCCUCAUCACAGCCCGCCCUCACACAGCCCCGCUCCCUCACACAGCCCCCGCUCCCUCAUCACAGACCCCGCUCCCUCAUCACAGCCCCGCUCCCUCAUCACAGCCCCCGCUCCCUCACCACAGACCCCGCUCCCUCAUCACAGACCCCGCUCCCUCAUCACAGACCCCGCUCCCUCAUCACAGCCCCGCUCCCUCACCACAGACCCCGCUCCCUCAUCACAGACCCCGCUCCCUCAUCACAGACCCCGCUCCCUCAUCACAGACCCCGCUCCCCUCACCACAGACCCCGCUCCCUCACCACAGCCCCCGCUCCCUCACCACAGACCCCGCUCCCUCAUCACAGACCCCGCUCCCUCAUCACAGCCCCCGCUCCCUCACCACAGACCCCGCUCCCUCAUCACAGCCCAUGUUCCCUCAUCACAGACCCCGCUCCCUCACCACAUACCCCGCUCCCUCACCACAGACCCCGCUCCCUCAUCACAGACCCCGCUCCCUCAUCACAGCCCCCGCUCCCUCACCACAGACCCCGCUCCCUCAUCACAGCCCAUGUUCCCUCAUCACAGACCCCGCUCCCUCACCACAUACCCCGCUCCCUCAUCACAGACCCCGCUCCCUCAUCACAGCCCCCGCUCCCUCACCACAGACCCCGCUCCCUCAUCACAGACCCCGCUCCCUCAUCACAGCCCCCGCUCCCUCAUCACAGACCCCGCUCCCUCACCACAGCCCCCGCUCCCUCAUCACAGACCCCGCUCCCUCAUCACAGCCCCAAGCUCCCUCAUCACAGACCCCGCUCCCUCAUCACAGACCCCGCUCCCUCAUCACAGCCCCGUUCCCUCAUCACAGCCCCCGCUCCUCACACAGACCCGCUCCCUCAUCACAGACCCCGCUCCCUCAUCACAGCCCCCGCUCCCUCAUCACAGCCCCUCGCCCGUCCCUCAUCACAGCCCCGCUCCCUCAUCACAGCCCCGCUCCCUCACCACAGCCCCGCUCCCUCAUCACAGCCCCCGCUCCCUCAUCACAGACCCCGCUCCCUCAUCACAGACCCCGCUCCCUCAUCACAGCCCCGCUCCCUCAUCACAGCCCCGCUCCCUCACCACAGACCCCGCUCCCUCAUCACAGACCCCGCUCCCUCAUCACAGACCCCGCUCCCUCAUCACAGACCCCGCUCCCUCACCACAGCCCCGCUCCCUCAUCACAGACCCCGCUCCCUCACAGCCCCGCUCCCUCAUCACCCUCAGCCCCGCUCCCUCAUCACAGACCCGCUCCCUCAUCACAGCCCGCUCCCUCAUCACAGCCCCGCUCCCUCAUCACAGCCCCGCUCCCUCAUCACAGCCCCGCUCCCUCAUCACAGCCCCCGCUCCUCACAUAGACCCGCUCUCUCAUCACAGACCCCGCUCCCUCAUCACAGCCCCCGCUCCCUCAUCACAGCCCCCGCUCCCUCAUCACAGCCCCGCUCCCUCAUCACAGACCCCGCUCCCUCACACAGACCCCGCUCCCUCAUCACAGACCCCGCUCCCUCAUCACAGACCCCGCUCCCUCAUCACAGACCCCGCUCCCUCAUCACAGACCCCGCUCCCUCACCACAGACCCCGCUCCCUCAUCACAGCCCCGCUCCCUCACCACAGACCCCGGUCCCUCACCACAGACCCCGCUCCCUCAUCACAGACCCCGCUCCCUCACCACAGACCCCGCUCCCUCAUCACAGACCCCGCUCCUCAUCACAGACCCCGCUCCCUCACCACAGACCCCGCUCCCUCAUCACAGACCCCGCUCCCUCAUCACAGACCCCGCUCCCUCACCACAGACCCCGCUCCCUCAUCACAGCCCAUGUUCCCUCAUCACAGCCCCCGCUCCCUCACCACAGACCCCGCUCCCUCAUCACAGACCCCGCUCCCUCAUCACAGCCCCCGCUCCCUCACCACAGACCCCGCUCCCUCAUCACAGCCCAUGUUCCCUCAUCACAGACCCCGCUCCCUCACCACAUACCCCGCUCCCUCAUCACAGACCCCGCUCCCUCAUCACAGCCCCCGCUCCCUCACCACAGACCCCGCUCCCUCAUCACAGCCCAUGUUCCCUCAUCACAGCCCCCGCUCCCUCACCACAGACCCCGCUCCCUCAUCACAGACCCCGCUCCCUCAUCACAGCCCCCGCUCCCUCAUCACAGCCCCCGCUCCCUCAUCACAGACCCCGCUCCCUCAUCACAGACCCCGCUCCCUCAUCACAGACCCCGCUCCCUCACCACAGCCCCCGCUCCCUCACCACAGCCCCCGCUCCCUCAUCACAGACCCCGCUCCCUCACCACAGACCCCGCUCCCUCAUCACAGACCCCGCUCCCUCAUCACAGCCCCCGCUCCCUCACCACAGACCCCGCUCCCUCAUCACAGACCCCGCUCCAAGCACCACAGACCCCCGCUCCCUCAUCACAGACCCCGCUCCCUCACCACAGCCCCCGCUCCCUCACCACAGCCCCCGCUCCCUCAUCACAGCCCCCGCUCCCUCAUCACAGACCCCGCUCCCUCAUCACAGACCCCGCUCCCUCACCACAGACCCCGCUCCCUCAUCACAGACCCCGCUCCCUCAUCACAGCCCCCGCUCCCUCAUCACAGCCCCCGCUCCCUCAUCACAGACCCCGCUCCCUCAUCACAGACCCCGCUCCCUCACCACAGACCCCGCUCCCUCACCACAGACCCCGCUCCCUCAUCACAGACCCCGCUCCCUCACCACAGACCCCGCUCCCUCAUCACAGACCCCGCUCCCUCAUCACAGCCCAUGUUCCCUCAUCACAGCCCCCGCUCCCUCACCACAGACCCCGCUCCCUCAUCACAGACCCCGCUCCCUCACCACAGACCCCGCUCCCUCACCACAGACCCCGCUCCCUCAUCACAGCCCCCGCUCCCUCAUCACAGACCCCGCUCCCUCAUCACAGACCCCGCUCCCUCAUCACAGACCCCGCUCCCUCACCACAGACCCCGCUCCCUCAUCACAGACCCCGCUCCCUCAUCACAGCCCCCGCUCCCUCAUCACAGCCCCCGCUCCCUCACCACAGACCCCGCUCCCUCACCACAGACCCCGCUCCCUCACCACAGCCCCCGCUCCCUCAUCACAGACCCCGCUCCCUCAUCACAGACCCCGCUCCCUCAUCACAGCCCCCGCUCCCUCAUCACAGCCCAUGUUCCCUCACCACAGACCCCGCUCCCUCACCACAGACCCCGCUCCCUCAUCACAGCCCCCGCUCCCUCAUCACAGACCCCGCUCCCUCAUCACAGACCCCGCUCCCUCAUCAUCACAGACCCCGCUCCCUCACCACAGACCCCGCUCCCUCAUCACAGACCCCGCUCCCUCAUCACAGCCCCCGCUCCCUCAUCACAGACCCCGCUCCCUCACCACAGACCCCGCUCCCUCACCACAGACCCCGCUCCCUCACCACAGCCCCCGCUCCCUCAUCACAGACCCCGCUCCCUCAUCACAGACCCCGCUCCCUCAUCACAGACCCCGCUCCCUCACCACAGACCCCGCUCCCUCAUCACAGACCCCGCUCCCUCAUCACAGCCCCCGCUCCCUCAUCACAGCCCCCGCUCCCUCAUCACAGACCCCGCUCCCUCAUCACAGACCCCGCUCCCUCACCACAGACCCCGCUCCCUCACCACAGACCCCGCUCCCUCAUCACAGACCCCGCUCCCUCACCACAGCCCCCGCUCCCUCAUCACAGACCCCGCUCCCUCAUCACAGCCCCCGCUCCCUCAUCACAGCCCAUGUUCCCUCAUCACAGCCCCCGCUCCCUCACCACAGACCCCGCUCCCUCAUCACAGACCCCGCUCCCUCACCACAGACCCCGCUCCCUCACCACAGACCCCGCUCCCUCAUCACAGACCCCGCUCCCUCAUCACAGACCCCGCUCCCUCAUCACAGCCCCCGCUCCCUCAUCACAGACCCCGCUCCCUCAUCACAGCCCAGAGAGAAAUUGAUGCAUUAUUGGAGCAAAUUGAAAAUGCGUCCCGGUCAGAGUAG